This is a messenger RNA of Cynocephalus volans (Philippine flying lemur), 1473 nucleotides long. RefSeq names its product cytochrome P450 2C20-like. NCBI's taxonomy places the organism in Eukaryota, Metazoa, Chordata, Mammalia, Dermoptera, Cynocephalidae. Gene Ontology annotation, cellular component: intracellular membrane-bounded organelle; cytoplasm. Bases 1 to 1473 code for a protein of 490 amino acids. The record is from RefSeq and is a predicted model, not a curated record. Gene Ontology annotation, biological process: xenobiotic metabolic process. The transcript is spliced from 9 exons. Gene Ontology annotation, molecular function: heme binding; oxidoreductase activity, acting on paired donors, with incorporation or reduction of molecular oxygen, reduced flavin or flavoprotein as one donor, and incorporation of one atom of oxygen; iron ion binding.
AUGGAUCCAGUUGUGGUCCUGGUGCUCUGUCUCUCCUGUUUGCUUCUGCUUUCACUCUGGAGACAGAGCUCUGUGAGAGGGAAGCUCCCACCUGGCCCUACUCCUCUCCCAAUUAUUGGAAAUACCCUGCAGUUAGAUGUUAAGGACAUCAGGAAAUCCUUCAGUCAUUUCUCAAAAAUCUAUGGUCCUGUGUUCACUAUGUAUUUUGGCAUGAAGCCCGUCCUGGUGCUUUAUGGAUAUAAAGCAGUGAAGGAAGCCCUGAUUGAUAUGGGAGAGGAGUUUUCUGGAAGAGGCCUUUCACCAGUGGUUGGAAGAAUUACUGAAGGGCAUGGAAUCGUUUUCAGCAAUGGAAAGAGAUGGAAAGAGAUACGCCGCUUCUCUGUCACGACCCUGCGGAGUUUUGGCAAGAAUAACAGGAGCAUUGAGGACCGCAUUCAAGAGGAAGCCCAGUGCCUUGUGGAGGAAUUGAGAAAAACCAACGCUUCACCGUGUGAUCCCACUUUUAUCCUGGGCUGUGCUCCCUGUAAUGUGAUCUGCUCCAUUAUUUUCCGGAAUCGUUUUGAUUAUAAAGAUCAGAAUUUUCUUACCUUGAUGGAAAAAUUCAAUGAAAACCUCAGGAUGUUGAACUCCCCAUGCGCACAGCUCUGCAAUAAUUUCCCUCUUCUCAUUCAUUGUUUCCCGGGGCUUUUUAACAAAGUCAUCAAAAAUACUAAUCAUAUAAAAAAUUAUAUUUUGGAGAAAGCAAAAGAACACCAAGAAUCACUGGACACUAACAACCCUCAGGACUUCAUUGAUUUCUUCCUGAUCAAAAUGGAGCAGGAAAAGCACAAUCAACACUCUGAAUUUACCAUGGAAGAAUUGCUAGGCAUUGCAACUGAUUUGUUUGCAGCUGGGACGGAGACAACAAGCACCACCAUGAGAUAUGGACUCUUGCUCCUACUGAAGUACCCGGAGGUCACAGCUAAAGUCCAGGAAGAGAUUGAACGUGUGAUUGGCAGACACCGGAGACCCUGCAUGCAGGACAGGAACCACAUGCCCUACACUGAUGCCGUGAUACAUGAGAUCCAGAGAUACAUUGACCUCACCCCUAAUGUCCUGCCCCAUGUGGUGACAUGUGACAUUAAAUUCAGAAACUACCUCAUCCCAAAGGGCAUGACUGUAUUAACAUCACUGACCUCGGUGCUACACGAUGACAAAGAAUUCCCAAACCCAAAGACAUUUGACCCUGGACACUUUCUGGAUGAGAACGGCAACUUUAAGAAAAGUGACUACUUCAUGCCUUUCUCAGCAGGAAAACGAAUUUGUUUGGGAGAAGGCCUGGCCCGCAUGGAGCUGUUUUUGUUCCUGACCACCAUUUUACAGAACUUUAACCUGAAAUCUCUGGUUGACCCAAAGGACCUCAAUAUCACUGCAGAUGUCAGUGGGUUAAUGUGUUUGCCACCCUCGUACCAGGUCUGCUUCAUUCCUGUGUGA